GGCCUGACCCAAAAUGUCCAACAUAGCGCCAUUUUUAUAUACAGAAUCUGGUAUACUGCCUGAAUGGGGUACUCCUGUUGACACACACACACAUUCACACCUUCCCCCCAUACAAUUGUUUUGGUUCAAUAUCAUAAAACAUUUAGGAGGAAGUAGCUGUAAAAACUUUUAUUAUUAAAUGUUCUACCUCGGUGGUUACCGGAAGUCAUUGUGCACAUUGUGGCUUGCUGGCUGCUUUCGUACCGGUUCAAAUUGCAGCUCGUUUCUCACUGCUGGAAGCUCGUCCAAAUUUCUCCGGUUUGCGGAGAAGGGAGGUGGUGCUGAACGUUUUCCUUCUUUUCGUUCAUUUACAAAUCCUGCUGCUUGCUAGAAGGUGGAAAAAUGGUUCUAGAUUUGGACCUGUUUCGCACGGAUAAAGGUGGUGAUCCUGAAAAAGUGAAGGAAACACAGGCGAAGAGAUUCAAAGAUGUGUCACUGGUGGAUAAACUGGUGCAAGCAGAUGCAGAAUGGAGAAAAUGUCGUUUUGUGGCCGACAACUUGAAUAAAGCCAAGAACCUGUGCAGCAAGACCAUUGGAGAAAAGAUGAAGAAGAAGGAGCCGGUGGGGGACGAUGACUCCGUCCCAGAACAGGCCCAGAACCUGGAGGAGCUGACGGCAGAGAUUCUCUCGGGCCUGACAGUGACUCAGAUUAAGCAGGUUCGGCUGCUGGUGGACGAGGCCGUGCAGAAAGGGGACAGUCUGCGGCUGAAGCUGGAGGAACAGAGGUUUGAGUACCUGCGCGAGAUCGGCAACCUGCUACACCCCAGCGUGCCAAUCAGCAACGACGAGGACGAGGAUAACCUGGUCGAGCGCACGUGGGGCGACUGCACGGUGCAGAAGAAGUACUCCCACGUGGACCUGGUGGUGAUGGUGGACGGGUACGAGGGCGAGAAGGGAGCCGUGGUGGCGGGGAGCCGGGGGUACUUCCUCAAGGGGCCGCUGGUUUUCCUGGAGCAGGCGCUGAUCCAGUACGCCCUGCAGACGCUGUACACGAAGAAGUACACGCCGCUGUACACGCCCUUCUUCAUGAGGAAGGAGGUGAUGCAGGAGGUUGCUCAGCUCAGCCAGUUCGACGACGAGCUUUACAAGGUUAUUGGGAAGGGCAGUGAACGUUCAGAUGACUCUUCGCUGGAUGAGAAGUACCUGAUCGCCACCUCGGAGCAGCCAAUCGCUGCCUUCCUGCGAGAGGAGUGGCUGAAGCCGGAGGACCUCCCCCUGCGCUACGCCGGGCUCUCCACCUGCUUCCGACAGGAAGUGGGCUCACACGGCCGCGAUACUCGCGGCAUCUUCCGCGUGCACCAGUUUGAGAAGAUCGAGCAGUUUGUGUUCUCCUCUCCUCAUGACAACAAGUCCUGGGAGAUGUUCGACGAGAUGAUCGGAACAGCGGAAGAGUUUUAUCAGUCUCUCGGGAUUCCCUACCGCAUCGUCAACAUCGUCUCAGGGGCUCUGAACCAUGCAGCCAGUAAGAAGCUGGACCUGGAGGCCUGGUUCCCCGGCUCCUCGGCUUUCCGGGAGCUGGUGUCCUGCUCCAACUGCACGGACUACCAGGCCCGGCGUCUGCGCAUCCGCUACGGCCAGACCAAGAAGAUGAUGGACAAGGCCGAGUUUGUGCACAUGCUCAACGCCACCAUGUGUGCCACCACUCGCGUCAUCUGCGCCAUCUUGGAGAACUACCAGACGGAGGAGGGCGUGGUCAUCCCCGAGAAGCUGCGGGACUUCAUGCCCCCCGGGCUGAAGGAGCUGAUCCCUUUCGUGAAGCCCGCCCCCAUAGACCAGGAGCUGUCCAAGAAGCAGAAGAAACAACAGGAAGGAGGGAAGAAGAAGAAGGAUGGCGAUCGCACUGUCCAGCACGGAGUGGAGAACAUGUCGAUCAACAAUUCCUAGAGUCGCCGAAUCACCAAAUCAGCCCCCCCCCACUCAUUCUGUCCCCCUGCCCCCUCAGAGCUACUGUCAUCAGACUUUACCUACAAUCCCCCACCAAAUCCUAGCCCAAUGCUGCACUGUGCUUGGAAUCCAUUGCACAGCACCUCCCUGCUCUCAGUGCUGGUUGGACCGGCCUUUCACUGGGAAAAGAGAGGAAGAGAAAGGCCUGCUGGGAGAUGUGGUUUUAAGGGCCAUGGUAAAAUUGGUUACUCUCUGGUCUGUUAGUCAUUCAUGGGAAAGGAUCCCCCCCAUGCUCUCAGCACAUCCAGAUCCCCUUAUCCUGUGAGCCUGGUAAGGAGUGGUGUUCCUUGGACAGAAUUUGGGAAGUCCAAUGUUAAUGUUAACCUCAAUCUAAGGUUUGUGCUUUAAACCUUGGCAGCAUCAAGCGGAGUACGUAAGUCCCUGCAGGUUAAAGAUGCUAAUAGACCAGAAGUGACAAACAGAAUGGUAACUCGAUUAUGUGCAUUGAUGGCCUUAUUUAAGUGCAGUAACGCGCCUCUGUGUGGGAAUUAGCCAAGGACCCCCCAGUUCUGCAGUUAUUCUUGUUGUAAAACUUUACGUCAAAUAGGUGAAAACAGGUGAAAUCAUGAAAUUAGGAACAGAAAUGCCAGCAGUCCCACAUGAUGCUAUCCAUCCCUCUCCUCUCUCUCCCUCCAUCCCUCUCCUCUGUCCAUAAAAUCAUCUGCUUCUCUUUAAGUUGUUGUUUGUGACGGUUUUGGCGCAUACUUGUAAUUAAAUAUAGCCGAAUCACUUUGAAGGGCAGUAAUGUUAAUCAUAAUAAAAUGUUCCAAGCUUAA
Messenger RNA from Anguilla anguilla (European eel), 2759 nucleotides. It is a transcript of the gene sars1, whose product is annotated as seryl-tRNA synthetase 1. Gene Ontology annotation, cellular component: cytosol. Bases 382 to 1923 code for a protein of 513 amino acids. The record is from RefSeq and is a predicted model, not a curated record. The transcript has 11 exons. NCBI's taxonomy places the organism in Eukaryota, Metazoa, Chordata, Actinopteri, Anguilliformes, Anguillidae. Gene Ontology annotation, biological process: seryl-tRNA aminoacylation. Gene Ontology annotation, molecular function: serine-tRNA ligase activity; tRNA binding; ATP binding.